AUGCGCUUGAAUACGCGCAUCUGGUUCCACAGGCUACGAGAAAUCCACAACUACGCAUGGAACGUGGAACUUUCAACGUCCACACACGUUAAAACCUUUGUCUCCAUGUCUCUUGCACACCCUUACAUUUCGCUUAUUUCAGUCGGCGCAAAAUUCCAUAGCCUUCUCGAUAAAGACAACUGGCUCUUGCUUCCCGAUGAUGACACUCUUGCUCUUUUCCGGUGUGGAGCUGUUUUCCCAAAAUAUGAGCCGGGGGAAAUAUUUAGGUACAGGUUUGUGCCUCUGCGACAGAUGGAUUCUGUCCCGAUUCAUCUACAAAUAAAUCAAGAUCCUCCAAUGUCACCUGCUUUCUUCCGCACCAUCGUGCACCCGUUUGAUGACUUACCCAUAAUUGGGUCUCAUUUACGCCCCCACUUCGUUAUUUACAAUGCUGCCCUGAAGCUCGCUGAUGAUGAAAAAUAUCAAAGUCAACAUCCUACCCUGGCUGAAUCUUUACAAGAGAUUUUGUCAAUUUAUCUGCGGUGGACUGUUACACCCACCAGGAAGUUUCUGAACUCCCCAAUCACCCCUUCCGCUCCAUCAGAGAACGAAGAACCUGACGCCUGUUCUUCAGUUACCGGGCAUUCUGCACAAACUACCCAGACUGCUCCCGGACGCGUCACCAGAUCCAGCAAGCUUUCACGCAUUGGGGACAUUCAGGAUGAGAGGGUCUUCAACGAGGAAACUCCUAUGAAGAAAUCCGGAAGCGUGAAGUCUGGUGGCAUGUUGGGUGCACCGCGACUGGCGUAUAAGAUAUAA
Messenger RNA from Laccaria bicolor S238N-H82, 798 nucleotides. RefSeq lists its product as uncharacterized. Bases 1 to 798 code for a protein of 265 amino acids. Lineage: Eukaryota; Fungi; Basidiomycota; Agaricomycetes; Agaricales; Hydnangiaceae. The transcript is spliced from 4 exons. The record is from RefSeq and is a predicted model, not a curated record.